Molecule: messenger RNA, 3357 nt
Organism: Cynoglossus semilaevis (tongue sole)
Lineage: Eukaryota; Metazoa; Chordata; Actinopteri; Pleuronectiformes; Cynoglossidae
Gene: adcyap1b
Product: adenylate cyclase activating polypeptide 1b
Exons: 5
Coding region: 106-651 (181 amino acids)
Biological process (GO): neuron projection development; neuropeptide signaling pathway; regulation of protein localization
Cellular component (GO): perikaryon; extracellular region; neuron projection
Molecular function (GO): peptide hormone receptor binding; pituitary adenylate cyclase activating polypeptide activity; neuropeptide hormone activity
Source: RefSeq, a predicted model, not a curated record
CCCGGAUCACAUCCCUCAGAAAAGCGCUCUCUCUCCCUGCUCUCCUGUCUGUUAUAGGUAUGUUCUUUAUCUCCGGAUAGACUUUUAAAUCGGGGGAACUCGUUGAUGGAGCGCAAGAUAAACAUGGCCAGUUCGAGUAAAGCCACUUUAAUCUUGCUCAUCUAUGGAAUCUUAAUGCACUACAGCGUAUUCUGCACACCUAUUGGACUAAGUUACCCCAAGAUCAGACUUGAAAACGACGCCUUCGAUGAGGAUGGGAAUUCAUUAAAUGACAUGGGCUUUGAUAGCGACCAGAUUGCUAUACGCAGCCCAGCAUCCUUAAACGACGACGCCUACUCCCUGUACUACCCCCCGGAGAAGAGACCAGAAAGGCAUGCUGAGGAAGAAUUAGAUAGAGCCUUGAGGGAGAUCCUGGGUCAGUUAACAGCGAGACAUUAUCUGCAUUCUCUGAUGACAGUUCGUGCAGGUGAAGACAACAGCAUGGAGGACGAAUCAGAGCCUCUAUCUAAGAGACAUUCAGAUGGCAUCUUCACCGACAGCUACAGCCGCUACAGAAAGCAGAUGGCCGUGCAGAAAUACCUGGCUGCGGUUCUGGGACGAAGGUACAGACAGAGAGUAAGGAACAAAGGACGCCGGCUUGCCUAUUUGUAGCCUUGUUCCAGAGCCAAACUGCCCUUCUGUGUAUAUACAUUCAGUGGUUAAAUCAAAGUCAUUCAGAUAUAUCUGACCAACCAGUGGAUUGCGCCUGUGUUCUUUCAACAUGUAUUUAUGUAUGAAGUAAAGCCAUUAAAAUGAAUAUUUUAAUAAUAAUAUCGUUUUUUUUUCUUUUUGUAUAAAAGCACUUGAUCCCACACAGUUAUAUUCUGUGGACCAAUAUUUUAUUUUCAUGUCAACAUGUGGAGUAAAAAAAAAAAAGGCAAAAAAAAAAAAGGUUAAAUGUGCACCUUCAACGUUAUGCGCUUGAAAUCUCUAAAGGUCAUCAUAUGCAGAAAAUAAAUAGAUUUUCAAAAGACAAUCAAAGUAUUGAAUGUUAUACUUAUUUUUGUAAAGCAACGUUCUAUUUUUUUAGUGUUGUUGUUGUUCCUUUCUUUCUUAUAUAGGCCCAAAGAAGCAGCGAGCAUGCUAUGCGAGCCAGAUGCGGCUUAUUCUUGAUGAUAGAUGUUGCCCUUGUACACCCUCCUGCUCACACUUACAGGGGGAGGAGACGGUGUGUUUGGGGGGGGCGUGUCACAGGGUUAGUACGGCUUACAGCCCCAGCAGGGGCAUUUCCACGGUUUUGGUUGAAAAGCCUUACAUUCGAUGGACAGUUGAUUGAGUUUGUCAUUCGUUUUGACUCACAGUAAAACUCCUCUUUCAGUCGCAGGCUCUUGAAGGCAUCACUGUCUUCAGUGGAGGUGAAGGGAGCCCACAGGUUGGCCCACAGGUUGGCUCCUCACAGUGUGCAGCAAAACACUGGUGGCCUUCAUGGGGGGAGGCAGAUCAUGGCUGCACACAACUGUGACAACAACGCUGUGUGUUGUGUGCGGUGCACCUGUUGGUGUUGUUCCCCAGUCAACAGAAGUUUCCUGAAAGAAUGUGUUUCAGCUGUUGGUUGUUUUUGGGCAGCACAGGAUCCAGAGCCUGGAGCGAAGGAGAGAGAGAGGGAACAUUUGAACUGCAUUCACACAAAGUCUUAGCUUCUAAUUCAGUGGUGUAUGUGUUUGAUUAGAAACUGCAUGCCACCCAGCUUUUUGGAUUGUGCUAUUUGGGAGGUAGGCUGGUUUUGACGCCACUCCCACUCCCCAGAAAUGUGAACGAGGAGAGCUAGUAGUGGCGAAAGCUGGUACUGCAUUUGUUUUUUAUUAUUUACCUUUCACGCUUCUUUCAUUGUGGCCGUCACGUGACAUGGCAGGGCAGCAGCUGCUGACCGCUGCUGUGUCGUUUGUCCAGAGACACUUCUGCAUCUGGCUGGCUGUGAUCAUUCGCUGAUUUGAAAGUGUUGUGGUUUAAAUAUUUAGAAAAAGCUGAUCUGUGUUCGAUAUCUGCUGGCUGUGUACGGUGAGGAUGUGAUGGAGGGAUGAGCAGAGGUAAAGGCGUGUGCAUGAGAGAGAAAGUGAGAGAGGUUGUUACGUAUGAGAUGGGCAACAGCAGUGGUCGUCACGCAGAGACCAGGAGGAGGUCACGGGGCCGGCGCGGCCGCCGCUUCUACUCACCUUCCCUGCCAAAGUUAGAUCAGGAGUUAAUGAGCCCGAUGGUUAAAAUGUCAGACCUGGAAAUCCGUUCACUUAGUUCUCAGCAGAAGCAUGAAGAAGACAUGUGACAAGUGGACAAGGCCACGCAGAGUUUCCCAUUCUCACCGGAACAGGGUGAAAUGAGAAACUCUGCCCUGCAGCCAAGGGAAUCUCCCCGCUGAUUUUUAGCAGAGAAAUAUUUUAUGUAUUUAUUCAAUAUUAUGCAAAUGCAGAUUUAUGCACCGCAGCAAUCCGAUCAGUGGCCUGUGUUCCCCCGGAGAAGCUAUCAAUACACUCUUCAAUCCGAUUUUAUCCUACAGGCUAUGUGAGCGUGAGCGUGCAGACGUGGAUGUUUGUGUGCUGGUAUGAUUCACUGUGUAUGUGUGUGUGACUCUGAAUGAAAAGUGACUGAAUGUGCAUGUGGAGGUGGAUACAGCUUUUGGCUUUGGUGCCUUGCUUUGAUGUAAGAAAAAAAAUAAAGAAUUCGCCACAAGUGACAGAUGGCAAUUUCAGUGGCCCUACAAUGCUGCAGUCCAUUAGCUUACAUUGAAACUUCCUUUCACUCUGUUUAAAUGCUCGGCUUAGUCUGCCCCGACAGUAGUAGAAUUAGACUUUUUUUAGAGCAUGGCCAAUUUGUUGAGUUUGAAAAAAAAAAGGAUUAAAAAAAGAAAAGAAUGUACAUGUCGACAGAGCAGGCAACGUGUGUUUGUUUGUUUGUGUGGGUGCAUGGGGCUGGGGUGUUUGGUGUCUGUGAGAGUUGUGAACAAUGACCAGUGUUUGUUACUGUUGAUAAUGAGGUGUUGUUGAUUGUUUUGAUAUUGGUGAGUCAUUUAUUAACCAGAGAAAAGCACCGACAUAUACAACAAUGUGCAUCACUCGCUCACAUUAACGGAGUCCAGAAGAAAAGAAAAACGAGAAGAAAAAGAGAUUUUGUUCAGAUCUUAGAAAAAUGUCUGUUGUUGAUAUUUCUGAAAGAGCCAAACGCCUUACUUCAAUGUUGAACCGUAUCUAUCUGAAAAACAAUGUGUUUGACCAGUGAACAUUAGUGACAUCAUUAUACACAGGAGUCCUUAUAUGGGGUUUUACGUCUCUCAAUGUUAUGAAAGUGUUGUAAGAUUUGUAUGAAUAAAUUUUUGUAAACAACAAA